Messenger RNA from Aedes albopictus (Asian tiger mosquito), 4105 nucleotides. RefSeq names its product non-lysosomal glucosylceramidase. Gene Ontology annotation, molecular function: glucosylceramidase activity; beta-glucosidase activity. Gene Ontology annotation, cellular component: membrane. The transcript has 8 exons. NCBI's taxonomy places the organism in Eukaryota, Metazoa, Arthropoda, Insecta, Diptera, Culicidae. The coding region runs from base 356 to 3019 and encodes 887 amino acids. Gene Ontology annotation, biological process: carbohydrate metabolic process; glucosylceramide catabolic process. The record is from RefSeq and is a predicted model, not a curated record.
GUGAAUCGCAGUCAGUCUCCGGAGAAGUGUUUUCGUGUUCGGUUGUGUUGUUUCGACUCGGUUCAGCGGUCGGCUUUGAGAGUUUCGCCAUACACGGGAGUAGGAGAAAGGGUUUGGGAGAAGUUAAAUUGCUGAAAUCGUGUGAAUUGAUGUGCUAAUACUGUGAUAAGGCAGCGCGAAAGCAAAAAUUGCAAAGCAAAAUAUUUAGUAUCGAAACAAGGUGCAAAAGCUUAAAGUGCUGUCAUUGAAGUGUACAAUCAAAAGCAAGCAUAUAGAUCUAUUCAUAUUUAUAGAUAUUGAACUGGUGCUUUAAGGCAGAAAGUGAUAAAGAAGUAAAUUUCACUGUGGUGCAAAAAUGGAUGGUGAUAGUGCUCAAUCAAUCUGCGGAUUUAAACAACAAGUGACGGCAGUACCUCAGUAUGGCUUAAAGCUUAAGUUCAACCACGUUUAUCCGGAGACUAGGAACCAGAAUUUGAAACCCUCCCUUCGUCAACUAUGGCCCAUCAUCCCAAUGGCUCUGAGAUACAUCCCCUACUACUGGAAGGUGUCACGCGAAAACCGUCAAGUCCUGAUGGACUACUGGUACACCGAGAAUGGAAAGCAGAUUUAUGGGGCACCGAUUGGAGGCAUUGGCGCCGGCACGAUUGGACGUGGAUUCGCCGGCGAGUUCUGCCGGUUUCAGCUCAAGCCGGGCCUGUACGAGUACAACACGGUGCACGCGAAUCAGUUCAUCGUCACCAUAAAGGACGAGAACAACGUGACCAUUUUCCAGAGUUUGCUUUCCUCAUACAGCCGACCGAAGAACCCCCUGUCCAGCUGGGAGACCAACAUCAACUCCUCGAAGUGCAACUACACGGCCCUGUACCCUCGCUCUUGGUCCGAGUAUGAUCUCAGCGAUUACGGCAUCAAGCUGGUUCAGCGUCAGAUUUCGCCCAUCAUUCCCCAUGACUACAAGGAGAGCUCUCUACCAGCGGCCGUCUUCGUGUGGACGGUAGAAAACGUCUGCGGCAAGGAUCGACAGGUCACGAUUACGUUCACGUUCAAAAACGGAACCGGCAACAAAAAGCAGGAUGCCGAAGGGAAUAGCGAAACGGCCGAAUUCUCGCAUGGUUCGGCCAAAGGUGUCAGUAUUAAGCAAACCAUAGCGGAUAUGGAGUGCACGUAUUGUAUCAGUUGUAAGACUUCCUCGGAAAUCAACCUUACACGGUGCAGUAAGUUUGACCCGACCGGAAGUGGCGACAAACUCUGGAAUGAUCUAAAGGAAAACGGACAGUUGACGGAGACUUCAGUUGAAGAAACCCCGAAAACAAAGGAUGUGGCUGUGGCUGUUAGCGCACAAAUUCUAGUACAAUCAGAAGGUAGCUCCGACUUGGAGUUUGCCCUAGUCUGGGAUAUGCCAAAGAUACGGUUUGGUAAGAAGACAAAAGAAUACUACAAGUACUAUACCAAAUACUUUGGCAAAGCGGGUGAUGCGGGACCAUCGAUAUCGGAUUACGCUCUGCAAAAUUUCGGAAAAUGGGAAACACUGAUCAACGAGUGGCAGCGGCCUAUAUUGGACGAUAGUGACCUUCCAGAUUGGUACAAGAGUGCCAUUUUUAACGAACUGUAUUUCAUUGCCGAUGGCGGUAGCGUUUGGCUUACUACAGACGAUGCUGAGCUUCCAUAUGACGAUCCUAGAUUGGCCUAUGGGAGAUUCGCCUAUCUUGAGGGGCACGAAUAUCGCAUGUACAACACGUACGAUGUACAUUUCUAUGCUUCUCACGCACUAGCUAGCCUUUGGCCAAAUCUACAAGUAAGCUUACAAUAUGACUACAAAGAUACAAUAAAUCGUGAAAUUCCUGACGGGCGGAAACAUCUCUACGACGGGAAGACUAUCCCUAGAAAAAUUAAAAACUCGGUGCCACAUGACUUGGGCGAUCCAGAUGAGGAACCGUUCGACCUGAUCAACGCCUAUCCGAUACACGACGUGUCCGAAUGGAGGGACCUCAACACAAAGUUCAUCCUGCAGGUGUAUCGGGACUACUAUACGCUCAAUCAUUACGCACAGUUGAACGCGGAGAAUGCCAGUAAGUUCAGUUCGAUAGAAUUUAUCGACAAGGAAAGUAUAUACGAGACGUACGUUCAGGACAAUCGUAACAAGGUUUCGCCAGAAGAGAAACAACAGAAUAGGAAAUCCGCUUCGAUGUACAUCAAUGAAACCAAUGGGAAGGUCUAUCUAAUGGACGCCAUGACAUAUCUCAAGAGCAUGUAUCCCGCAUGCAAACAGGUGCUUGAGAAAACGCUAGAGUGGGACAGGGAUAAUGACGGUAUUAUAGAGAAUAGCAAAUGUCCAGACCAAACGUAUGAUACUUGGGUCAUGGAUGGGCCCAGUGCUUAUUGCGGUGGGCUUUGGCUGGCCAGUCUGCACUGCAUGUCUGUGAUGGCAAAUUUACUAGAUCAAGCUGACGACUGUGUUAAAUUCCGUGAGAUUUUGGAGAAAGGUAAGGUAUCGUUUGAGGAGAAGCUCUGGAAUGGAUCUUACUAUAGAUUUGAUGGUCAAAGUGCAUCAAAGAAUUCUAUCAUGUCGGACCAGCUGUGCGGUCAUUGGUACUUACGGUGUUGUGGAUUUGAUUAUGAUAUUGUUCCGAAAGAGAACGUGCGAACAGCUUUGAAAACCAUCUACGAUAACAAUGUGAUGCGUUUCUGCGGCGGAAACAUGGGAGCAGUUAAUGGCUACGUGCCAAGCACACAGCCCAAUAAGGACGGUAGGGCGGAUGCAUCCACAGUGCAAGGCGAGGAAGUGUGGACCGGUGUGACGUAUGCCUUGGCAUCAACCAUGAUUCACGAGGGAAUGUUCACUGAAGCUUUCCAGACUGCUGGCGGAAUGUAUCAGACCUUGUCCGAGAAAAUUGGCAUGAACUUCGAAACACCCGAGGCAUUGUACGCUGAGCGUCAUUACCGCGCCAUCGGAUAUAUGCGACCCCUCAGUAUUUGGUCAAUGCAAACAGCGUGGGAGCAGAAGAAACAGAACAGAGAUUAGGUUAAUUUGUAGGACAAUAGAACUUUAAAUGCUAUAUUUUAAGCUUUGCUGCUAAGGUAGAGCUCAUAUUUGGAAUAUGGUGCCGUUACAUAACUCUAGUAUUUAUAGAAACGUACUUUGAACGCAUGUGAUGCGUUUUAUUUGUAUUUAACAUUUAGUUUUAUUUUUAUUAUCGAACUAAUCCCAAAUAUUACAAUCGGUUAAUAGUUAGAAGAGCCUUUUAAGUAUGUAAUUGGAACAAUAAGUUAUAUUAUAUCUUUAUCACCUAGCAUUUGUCAAUCAUGAUAUCUACUCAGAAACUUGCACAAUCGUAUAUCCCAUAAACCACACACAUUCAUAGCGGAUUUGAUACCAAAUUGAAUUCCGAAGUCGAAGCAUUUGAUAUCCUCUGCCAUUUAUAUACUUUAAGAAUAUGGCGUUACGUAAUAAGUGGAUGCUGCCUUACGUACACCGAAGUUCCCAAUAGGUUAUGGACCCAGCCAGAAAAGACGCAGCGGUUAACGGAAUCCCGCAGUUCUGGGGAGGACCUUCAUUUCACAACUAGAAUUUCCGCGUAUUUGCGCUUAUUUUGAAUCGCGCAAAAUUUCUGCUGAUCGGAUUACUCGCUGAUGAGUGUUUCAAAGUUAUAUUAAUCCUCCUUUGGCAUUAGGGUAAUUUUUGACCCAAACCGUACACUACGUCAGUUAGCAGCUGCCAACGUGAUGCAAAAGAAAGGUUAGAGAAAAAGCCGGCCAAGGCUAUGCGAACAAAAAUGUUCAUAAACACGUUUGCGGAGAAUUUUGGAAACUCAGAACCUGGUUCGGAAGAAGUUGAGCCGUUUGAAGAUGAUAGUUCGUCGAUGCGAAAACACCUGCUGGCAUUUAAAGACUUGAUACGGCAACUACGUGCUGAUGGUGCAAAGCUGUCAUAUGGAUAUGACACCCAAGUAACCACGCUGUUGAAGCUGUACGUAUUGCAUGUGAACGUGUAGCCCCGGCUCCCUCUAGCGUUGUGAUAUUUGUGAACAAGCCCUUAUUACUCUGAGGAUAAUGCAGCACAGUUCGCUUGAUUGCAUAACUCGUAAACGUUAUUCGAUGGAUUGACACU